AGAAGCUCCAAUUAGAAAAUUGAAUCUCCAUGUUCAACUGUGUGGAUAUGUCAAAUGAUUUACUUAUUGGUAAUUGAAUAUGAUUUAGUGUAUUAUAUCAUCAUGUAUUUGUAUCUAAUUUGAAAUGUUUUGAAUCCAACCUGAUGCCAUGACCUCUUCAGUUUUAAUGUAACAAUUAUACAACAAUUUUGGCACUACUACCUGAUCUGCCCUCAUGCUACUUAUACUCUUUUGGAAUAUUAAUGGGAAAAAACUAUAUCUCUCAUUCUGGGAUAUGUAUAACAUGUUUAUGUGCUGUGAAUAUACGCUAAAGACGAUUGUGAAAGAGAUUAUUUGCCACUAUCUGACCUUUUUGUUUUUGUUUUUAUGACAAAUUAUUACUGAUUGUGAGGUCGACUGUCUCAGGUCACGUUCCAGCAGAGAAAAUACCUCUAAUAGAAAAUUAAAGGACAGAUUGUCAAAUAAGGAUUUGUACAUACAGUAUCUCUGAUCUGUUCACCACAUUAACUAAAAGUACAAUUGAAGCUUUGCAGAGAAAUAGUCAUAGCUUUAACUUUGUUACCCUGUUAGAGGUUAUUGCCUAAUUGAGAAAGAGGGACUAUUGUAACAUUUACCACAAUGGCUUAAGAGAAGAACAUGUUUAAGGAGAGACAGAGGAACAAGGUAUAGAACAUGUUGAGAUGUUGAGAUGUUAUCACACAUCCAUUACACAACAAACGGUGUCAAAAUCACUCUGAAACAGGAAGAUGCUUUUGUGAGAAUAAUGUGCCAUUAUAGGUAGUUUGGGAAACAACCUUUUAGGUCACAAAAGUCCACCCCAUAAACGACAUUAUAAAAUCCAAAAUCCAAUAAAAUCCAAAAUCCAUGGUUAUAGGCAUUCUAUGGAAUGCCUAUAACCAUGGCAUCUAAAGGUACUCAAACAUUUACAUAAAUUAAGCUUGUUUAUUGAACAUUCUGACAUUUGUAUUACACUGAUAAGUUAGCCUAUAGAUGGAAAAUAUAUCAUAACCCUGCUUUCCUUUAAUGGAAAAUAGGAAAUUGGCAUUCUCAUUUGUGUUCAAAUGUAAUAACUUUUUUUCUGUCCAUCUUGCUCUAGGUCUCUCGUUCUCCCACACUCUCUGUCUGUCACUCUCCCUCUCUGUCACUUUCUCUUUCUCUCAAGGCAGCAUUGCACAUUUAGGAGCCGAAGGCAAUUAGCGCCCUGCAAUAAUAAUUAGGCAAAAUACUGCAAAGGAGGAAGAGCGAAGUGGAGGCCUUUAUGCAGACAGCUGAUAAGCAGUAAAUAGAAGAAGAUUUCAGUGGCCUCGCAUCAUGCAUCCACUACAUAGGGUUUGUAUCACCAUGGCAUCAGCCUGGAUUACAAUGUUUGCCACGCUGCUGCUGGCAUUUGUGAAUGGAGCGAAAGAUGAGGUUCACACAUCUCCAUCUGUGCGGGUACACACUUCCACCCCUGUGGUGGCCUUGGGGUCACCGGUGACUGCCUCUUGCGUCAUCAGAGAUGACUGCCCCCUCAUAAAGGGAGAAGCCGUUCACAUUGUCUGGCACCUCAACCAACUCCGUAUUCCCAGCAGUUCUACAGCAGCCAAUGAGAGUGGUAGAAACACUGCAGCGGCCAAUGAAAAUGGUCGGAUCUCCACAGUUUUAUAUUCUGUGGCCAAUCAGUGGCUGGAACUCAAGUGUUUAUACCUAGCUUCAUGGACACCAGUGAAUAUCUCACGUGCUGUGUCCUCCACACCUUCCCGUGCCAGAUCGUAGGAGCAGUGGAGAUAAAAGCUGGAUUUCCACCCCCAGCACCAUAAAACCUUAGCUGUCUGACUAACCUUACAAAACUGGAAACCCUCUCAUGCCAAUGGGAACCAGGACAGGACACCCACCUGCCCACACAGUACACUCUUUACACUGAGAUCAGCCAAGUUUGACCGUCCAAAAGUUCUGAAGGUCCAAGCAGAGCCAAACAGAUAUGGCUGCCUAAGGCUCAGCUGGGGUCUCUCUAAACAGCAAGCGUGGGUGACCAUUGUGACCUUGGAGGUGUGACUGAAAACAGCAAACAGCAAGCAGUGGAGUGAAGAACCAGUAAGGGAAUGUCCAUUUCCUAAGUGUCCACAUACUGCAACCGUUUGAACAAACAUUAUUUGGAUUAAACAACAUGAACAAUAAAUGAUCAUACCAACUGUACUAGGUAACCAUAAAAAUGAUUACAUUACUGUGUGUGUGUGUGUGUGUGUGUAUGUUUGAGUGUGUAUGUAUGUUUGUGUGCAUAUGUGUUAGGUCCCAGUGCCUCGCUUAAUGCGCCAGAGACCCAUGGAGGUGUGUCGUCUGCUCCACGGGACAGAGUACCACAUCCAGAUAUGGGUCGGGUAUCACCAGAGUCCAUGGAGCGAAUGGAGUAACAGCAAUACUGCAGUCACGCUUGAGAGGGCUCCCACCAGACCACUCAAAUCUUGGAUGAAGGUAUCUAGGGAGCAGAGACAAAAGCAUCACGGUGUAUACUUGUUUUGGAAGCCAUUUUCCAGCUUGCCAGGGGGGCAAUGGAAGUGUUCCUUAGUGCUGGGAACACUGCAGGGACAUCCAGCCCCUCCUGAGGUGGAGGUGUUUCAACACAGAGUUCUGGCAGCAGUCUCUGACGUCAAUGUCCUUCCUCAUCAUGAGAGAUCACUACUGGUCCAGUGGACAAGCAUACAUUCAUCCAGUGUCACAGGCUAUGUGGUGGAGUGGAGGCCAUUGUGGAAAAUGGACCCUUCCCUCAUCUUGUUUGACCACAUGGACAGGAAUCAAUCCAGCACUCUAAUAUCAGAGAGCAUCGAGCCAUACAAUCCCUAUGGGAUCUCUGUAUAUCCUCAGUAUAAGGACGGAAUUGGCCUUCCUCAAACCGUCGAGGCGUACUCUAGACAAAAGGCCCCAUCUGCCGCCCCAAAUCUGAGGGUGCGGGAGACGUUGGAUUCUCGUAUUGAGCUUACCUGGGAGGAAACUCCGCUAUGCCAGAGGAAUGGGAUCGUGCAGAGCUACCAGGUCUUCUACUGGGAUGAGCAGGGAAACACCAAAGUUGUGACUGUUGAGCUGGGAAAGAAGAGGGUGGUUCUAAGAGAGCUCAACCCUUCCUCCUCAUACAAAGCCUUUAUUAUGGUUGGCACAGGUGGCAAGAGUCUGAAUGGAUCAGAGGUUACCCUCAAAGCUGAACCAAUGGAUGCCUUUGCUAUCAUCUUGAUAGUUAUUUCCUCUGGUGGUGAGCUGUCAUUGCCCAUCAUUAUCUCAGUUCUGGCCUGCUUCUCAACACAUGAACGAUCUUCCAGUCUGGACGACCAGACAACGGGUCCGGAACGGAGAUCCAAUCCGGACAUCCACUGCCCAGCCAUGGAGUGGACUUCUUCAUUUGCAGACAUCCUACCCGGGUCGACCACCAGAGGGGGGACUGCAACGGCAAUCCCAAUCUGGACAUUCGCUGCCGAGCCAUAGAGCGGACUUCUUCAUUUGCAGACACCCUACCCGGGUCGACCACACCAGAGGGAGGACUGCAACAGCGAUCACCAACUGGACAUCUGCUGUCCAGCCAUGGAGCGGACUUAAUUCGCAGAAACCCUACCCGGGUCGACCACCAGAUGGGGGGCGCCAGGGUAGCCUAGUGGCUAGAGCAUUGGAUUGGCAACCAAAAGGUUGCAAGUUCAAAUCCCCGAGCUGACAAGUUACAAAUCUGUCAUUCUGCCCCUGAACAGGCAGUUAACCCACUGUUCCUAGGCCAUCAUUGAAAAUAAGAAUUUGUUCUUAACUGACUUGCCUAGUAAAAUAAAGGUAAAAAUUAAAUGGGGACGACGACAAUGGUCCACAACCCACAGUCAUUUUUAUGUUGGUUUGCAACAUGCAGGUAAAUCGCAAGAUUGAACCCAACAUGGGGGGACUCAUGACGUUGGCCUGGGGGUAGGUUUAUGACAGUCAUAAAUACAUCUUCCCCCCUUUUUCCUCUCUCUAUCAAAUCAAAUGUAUUUAUAUAGCCCUUCGUACAUCAGCUGAUAUCUCAAAGUGCUGUACAGAAAACCAGCCUAAAACCCCAAACAGCAAGCAAUGCAGGUGUAGAAGCACAGUGGCUAGGAAAAACUCCCUAGAAAGGCCAAAACCUAGGAAGAAACCUAGAGAGGAACCAGGCUAUGUGGGGUGGCCAGUCCUCUUCUGGCUGUGCCGGGUGGAGUUUAUAACAGAACAUGGCCAAGAUGUUCAAAUGUUCAUAAAUGACCAGCAUGGUCCAAUAAUAAUAAGCAGAACAGUUGAAACUGGAGCAGCAACACGGCCGGGUGGGCUGGGGACAGCAAGGAGUCAUCAUGCCAGGUAGUCCUGAGGCAUGGUCCAAGGGCUCAGGUCCUCCGAGAGAGAGAGAGAAAGAGAGAAAGAGAGAAUUAGAGAGAGCACACUUAAAUUCACACAGGACACCGAGUAGGACAGGAGAAGUACUCCAGAUAUAACAAACUGACCCUAGCCCCCCGAUAAACUACUGCAGCAUAUCCUACUGAUGUUACAUUUGCAAACCCCUUGGUUAACAUAGAGAUUCUGGGAACAUCAGAAGGUGGGGGGAAAAUAUUUAUAUAUAUUCUGGUAAUCCGACCAAUUGAACAUAUGCGGUGGUACUUAAUGAAUAUCAUGUCAGUUCGGUUGUCAUCUGAGACAUUCUCAUCAAUGAUAAAAUGAAACAAACUCGACAGUGAAAAGUCUACACAUCGGAGUUGUCGGAUUCACAUGGAAUUGUUGUUCAAUUUAAAUGUUUGAAUAUUAAAUUAUUUGUGAUGGGAUGAAAUGGGAUUUUAGCUUCUAAAAUGUGAGAUUUGGGUUUUCAUAAGGUUAGGGCUCUGCUCAGUCAGUGGCCCGCACCUGUGAAGGGACAUGGGCUAUAAAACCUUUCAAACAAGCCCUCCUCUCCCUUCCUAUAUAAAGCCUUGACAACAAUAUAACCUCCAGUUCCGAGGAUGUGAGGACGACGGUCCAAUGUCAGAAUGGUUCAGAUAAUAAUUACAGAAUGAAGCCAACAUCAGCAUGAGCUUUGGUUGCGAAUGGUAUGAACUUUGGACUCUUAUUCACUACAGAAGUGAUAUCCAAUUUGUAAGUCGCUCUGGAUAAGAGCGUCUGCUAAAUGACUUAAAUGUAAUGUAAAUGUAUACCUCCUAGCCGUUGAGUUAGCAACAGCUGAAAACGAUGGUUAGGAAGGAACAGACAGAGUAUCUCGUCUAUCACACAACGACGUUACUACAGCGUAUCCAAUUGACCACCAGAGGCAUUCUUCAAAGGACUCGGUUUGGCAACAUGCCUUCCAUCUACCACCACCUACUGAAGCAUAGCUCAGAGUAAAUAUUUUUGGGGAGGAUGGCCUGGUGUCAAGAAGGGAGGCAAAGAAGCCACUUCUCUCCAGGAAAAACAUCAGGGACAGACUGAUAUUCUGCAAAAGGUACAGGGAUUGAUAUGCCGAGGACUGGGGUAAAAUAAUUUUCUCUGAUGAACCCCCUUUCCGAUUGUUUGGGGCAUCUGGGAAAAAGCUUGUCCAGAGAAGACUAGGUGAGUGCUACCAUCAGUCCUGUGUCAUGCCAACAGUAAAGCAUCCUGAGACCAUUCAUGUGUGGGGUUGCUUCUCGGCCAAGGGAGUGGGCUCACUCACAGUUUUGCCUAAGAACACAGCCAUGAAUAAAGAAUGGUACCAACACAUCCUCUGAGAGCAACUUCUCCCAACCAUCCAGGAACAGUUUGGCGAUGAACAAUGCCUUUUCCAGCAUGAUGGAGCACCUUUCCAUAAGGCAAAAGGGAUAAAUAAAGUGGCUCGGGGAACAAAACAUCAAUAUUUUGGGUCCAUGGCCAGGAAACUCCCCAGACCUUAAUCCCAUUGAGAACUUGUGGUCAAUCCUCAAGAGGAGGGUGGACAAACAAAACCCCACAAAUUCUGACAAACUCCAAGCAUUGAUUAUGCAAGAAUGGGCUGCCAUCAUGUGGCCCAGAAGUUAAUUGGCAGCAUGCCAGGGUGGAUUGCAGAGGUCUUGAAAAAGAAGAGUCAAUUGACUCUUUGCAUCAACUUCAUGUAAUUGUCAAUAAAAGCCUUUUACACUUAUGAAAGGCUUGUAAUUAUACAUCAGUAUUCCAUAGUAACAUCUGACAGAAAUAUCUAAAGACAUUGAAGUCGCAAACUUUGUGGAAAUUAAUAUUUGUGUCAUUCUCAAAACUUUUGGCCACAACUGUACACUGGAAGCUAUGAGUACAAUAGGGUUAAUCCAAGUGUUCUGACCUCACAUAGGUCAAGCUAACUGGCUAAAGUUUGCUACCUCGCUAGCUACUUCGAUGCACAAACGAGAGAACACCUCACUCUGACCAUUUUACUCCCCCUAGCAGAGCUGGUUGGUCUAUUUUCAUGUUAUGUAGAGUGUUGGUGACUAACUAUGCUGCUGGCAACAAAUUAAUUGUGGGUUUUUUUUACUACGUUUACUCAUAACGGUCAUAUUCAACGGGUGUUAUGCGUUCGUAAAUUCAUCAGUUAUUCUGCACUCUGGCAAACUCAGAUGAGUGCUCUGAAAUCGGAGUAGAUAACCAGAGUGAAUUUACAAACGGCACCCUAAGAGUGUAAAGUUUUCAACACAUUAUUUCCUCUACCUGACACCUUAGACCCACUCCAA
Molecule: messenger RNA, 6635 nt
Organism: Oncorhynchus masou masou (cherry salmon)
Lineage: Eukaryota; Metazoa; Chordata; Actinopteri; Salmoniformes; Salmonidae
Product: interleukin-31 receptor subunit alpha-like
Exons: 13
Coding region: 2287-3453 (388 amino acids)
Molecular function (GO): protein binding
Source: RefSeq, a predicted model, not a curated record